CCCAUCAACUGAGUUAGAAUUUUGAUUCAUGGAUAGGGAAGGGGUCACACUCACACUCGCCGGUUUUAUUGAUUCUUGCCCUUUUUUUUCCCGGAAGUCAUAUCGAAGAACAAAAACCACGCGUUUACUGGAAGCCGGUCAAUCAAAUAGGCCCCAUCCCCCAUGACGCGAUCUGUUUCAGCGAGAAUAAGAUGAUAUUCUCUGAGGAUUCUGUCCUUCUUCCUCGCACGUAUAUGAUCGCCAGAUCAGAAUGUCCAGGUGGAUGGGAUUUUGUAAAAAGCACGAAGACCUUGGCAAGAUACGUGAUUGAUUUAGGUCAUCAGGAAUACAAGGAUCCUAAUACUUUUGAGAUCUUGUGUGGCGAGCGCGACGCGGUCCAAUGGGUCAGGUUUUCCUCAAGGGAAGGUGCCACAGAGGGAGACGCAAUUCAUGCACGAGCUUGGCGCCCAGUGGAGCUCGGUCGGGACUCGGAUGGAAGAUUGUGGUUUAUCGGAUUAGCUCCAAAACCAGACAUACUAGUACCUGGACGACCGCUGCCUUGCAAGAUCCAAGAUGGGACUAACUGUGCAAUAUUCUUCGAUGAUGAUUCCAAGGACAAGAAGACUAGAAAUUUUCAAAUGCUAGUACACAAGAACUUAUCAACUUGAUGAUUCCUUGCAACAAGAUUCUUCAAGUGUGAAGACGAUUUCCUUUUGUUUUUCUUGUAGUCGCUGCAGUGCAGGUCGCAUCGAUUCAAGCCACGUACCACCUCUGGUCUAGUCUUGAGGAUUCUAC
Messenger RNA from Puccinia graminis f. sp. tritici CRL 75-36-700-3, 774 nucleotides. RefSeq lists its product as uncharacterized. The record is from RefSeq and is a predicted model, not a curated record. The coding region runs from base 192 to 647 and encodes 151 amino acids. The transcript has 4 exons. NCBI's taxonomy places the organism in Eukaryota, Fungi, Basidiomycota, Pucciniomycetes, Pucciniales, Pucciniaceae.